GCGGUGGCGACGGCGGCUCCGCUCCAGGUGCGGCGGCUCCCGGCAACGUCCCGCUCGCGGCGGCACCGGUCGGUCGGUCCGUCUGUCCAGGCAUCGCGUCGCCUCGCGUCUGCCCCGUCCCAUCGCAUCCCUCGGCGCCGCCGGGUCGCUGUCCCCCGGGUCCCCGACCCCCGCUCCGCGCCGCCGGUUCCUUCGCGCUCCUCCCCGGGCUGGCGGGUCCCCGUGUCCCUCGGCGCGGCCAGUUCCCUCCCGUCCUUGUCCCGUCACCCCCGCCUGGCAGGUUCGGGUCUCUCGGUGCCGCGGGUCGCUCCCGGGGCUUCCGGAUUCGUCCUGCCUCUGCCGGUGCCCGGCCCCCUGUGAUAGCGUCGCCCCUCGGGUCUCUUCCAGCCCCACACCCGGCAGCAACAUGUGGCUCCUGGAGCGGCUGCGCGGGGUGGCGGAGAACGGCGGGUCCCGGGGCGGGGGGACAGAGGACUCCUCGCGGGGGUCCCGCUACAGCAACGUUCUCACCCCCGACAAGAUCCCCGACUUCUUCAUCCCGCCCAAGCUGAGCGCGGCACCUGCCGAGGCUGAGGGCUCCGAGGUCCCCGCAGCGGCUGCUCUGGGUGCCUCAGUCUCAGAACAGGACCUGGCCGGGCGCAAGCCCCCGCGCAGCCCCCGCCCGUCCAGCCGGUCCCGGUCCCGGUCCCGGACCACCGGGCGGCACAUCAUCCAGAUCGAGACCGCUGAGGACUGGACCGAGGGGAGCUGCGGCACCAACGUGGACCCGCAGGCACAGACGGCCAUGUCGCUGCCCUACGUGCCCAAGGCGCAGACCUCCUACGGCUUCGCCACGCUGAUGGAGAGCCCCCACACCCGGCGCAAAGAGUCACUCUUCCACAGCGAGCACAGCAGCCUCUGCCCCUCGCCCGUCACCUCGCCCAGCGCCCAGCGCAAAGCCAAGCUCAACGGCGAGAGCGGCCGCCGGACACCCUCUGACCUCGGCGCAGCCCUGAUGCACCCCGGCCGCUACUUCAGCGGCGGUGAGAGCGACACGUGCUCCUCAGCAGAGUCCUCACCCUUCGGCUCCCCGCUGCUCUCCCGCUCCGUCUCCCUGCUGAAGCUCUUCAGCCAGGAGAGCCAGUCCAAGGUCAUCAAGCUGAAGCACUCGGUGGCCCGCAACAGCUCGCUGUCCACUGACGACAGCUCGGCUGACACCAGUCCCAGUGCCCAGCGCCGCGCCAGGAGCGCCCCGGCCGGGCCGCAUCCUCCCACCGCCCUGCUGCCCCUGGACCUGCCCGCGGGCCGUGACCGGGAGCACAGCCUGCGGCUGAGCCGGGGCGGGAGCCUGCGCCUGGCUGCCGAGUACGACCCCUCCAACGCCCGGCUGCGUGUGCGCCUUGUCUCCGCCGAGGACCUCUACGAUGCCCUCGUCGACCUGCGCAGCAUCAACUGCUGCGUCUCGCUGUGCCUCAACCCUGGGAAGCUGCAGAAGCAGCGCAGCACCAUUGUCAAGAACAGCCGCAACCCUGUCUUCAACGAGGACUUCUUCUUCGAUGGGCUGGGCCCCGGCCACGCCAGGAAGAUGUCCCUGAAGCUCAAGGUGGUCAACAAGGGCAGCAGCCUUAAGCGGGACACGCUGCUGGGGGAGAAGGAGCUGCCACUCACCGCCCUCCUGUCCUGCCUGUAGGUACCUGCUACCAGCCCCGGAGGGAGCCCUCCCACCUGUGGGGCCGGGGCGAGGCAGGGAGGCCGGCUCUGUCCCCCAGCCCCGCUGGAGGAGGGUUUGGAAGGGCCCCCUGAGGAGGGCGGGGGUUGUGGCAGAGUGUGGGGGUCCCCAGGAAUGGUGCUGCUGUGGGGCUCUGCCAACACCAGCUGGUAGCCACAGCCUCUGCCUCUGCUCCCUCCCUGGUCCUGCCCUGGGGCUGCAUCUCCUAGAGCCCAGCAGAAAGUGGGGAGCUUCCAGCCCAUUCCUCACCAGGAAGGAUGGAAGCACCUGUUGGACUCUUCCCUCCCUGUGCCUGUGGUCUCCAGCUGCUGCCAAGCAGGUUGGAGGUGGGUAAAUCUCUGUAGCACACUUACAGCCACCUCUCAAAGCCCCAGCGCCUGUAGUCAGGCAACAGCUUUAAUUUAAAAGACAAGUUUCUAGUCUUGGAAACUGCAAUGAAAAUACUGCAGAGGUGACCCAAGAGUGGGCCAAGGGCGGUCACCCUGGGAGAUGAGUCAGGUUUGUGGCUUUUGAGCUUUUCCUGAACUCAUCCCAGCCCUGUGAGGCUGCAAGGUUGGCUUGGUCUGACAUCUGCAGCCUCCUGGGCUGCCUUCCCUGCCCACCCUAGCGCUGUCCCCCACUGCUGACCCCCAGUGGGAAACUGCUCAUGGAGCUUUAGGGGCUUUGGUUUGCCCAAAUCCAGAAGGCUGCCUGUGCCUUUCCCCUGCCCACGGGAGGGAGAUGCUGGGGCUGGCACCCCUUGCCCUGGGCAUACGGAUGGUUCCAGGCAGUGUCCCAGCAGAUCUGCUUGCUGACAAAUGCUGAGGUGACAGGAGUAGCCCUCCCUGAGUGCUGGGGCCAUCCCAGACUGGGCAGGAGGGCAGGCUGAGCCUUCACAACCCUCCACCCUCCCUUGCUUAUGAGGGCUGAGAAUCUUUCAAGUGGCUGCACCCGCUGGGCAGGAGAGAUGUGUCCUGUGGGGCCACCAAGCUCCUGUGCCCAGCAGGAUCUGGCUUCCCAAAGUGACUGACCUGGCUUUCAGCUUUUCUUUGGGGAGGGAGCGAGGUGCUCCCAACCCUUCCCGUCCCACCCUGUCAUCCCGGCUGACUGCCUGGGGACAGUGGGAGUGGGGAGUGCCGGGGCACUUCUGCAGGUGGAUAAAACACGCUGCGUUGUUGUUUGGUGUGGUGUCACCCAUUGUGUCGGGCUCUGCAUGUUUCUGUGCAGGGAGCAGGAUUUGCAGCGCUCCCAUCCCCGCCUGUUGCAGCACGCGUGGACACACACGCACACAUGUGUUAACCUCUGUGGUGGCAGUCGAUGUUCCUUCCUUGUCCUUUUGCAGCAGAUGGCAGAUCUCAGUGUUGGCUAUUUAUAUCCGAGGCUGAUCUUUCGCAGUGUUUUACUUCUGUCUGUAAAUAUGUUCCAGGUACACACGGCAUAGUUCUGAUUGCACCGUGUUUGCAUGUCGGGGGGAUUCAGGGUGAUCGUGGCUGUUUGUCGAGCUUGUGGUUCAAAACAAACCGUGCAGGACAUAAGGAGCUGACAUGUCCGUCCUUCACAGGGAGUUUCCCACCUGAGCCUUCCCUGUGCUCCCCCAGGAGCCAGCACGAGGGAUGGUCCCCGGCCCCCAAGUGCCCAGGCUCAUCCUGGGGGCAGAUGAGGGCUCUGGGGAGUGGGGGAUAGGGAGAGGUGUCACAUUCCAGAGUGUGGGGUGAACAUCCUGCCCCUGAGGUGGUCUGGGGCAGGGAGGGGACCCUGCCCAGCUGGCUGCUGCCUGACAGCCCCUGCACACACCACCAGCACCCUGUGCUCCCUGGGGUGCUGAGCCUGCGAGGGGCGGGGGGGAUAGGCUGCAAGAAGAGGGGGAAUGGGAGCUGGGAUGAAGAUUUGGUGCUCUGAGAGGUUUGAGGAAUGACAAAUCUCCCUCAGAAGAACUGUGUGCCUUUGGGUUUGGGGGAGGAGGAUGUUGAGACCAGAACCCCGGGCUGCUCCUUGGGGUGAGGCUGACCCCAGAGGGAGACCCAAGGGCCUGGGGGCUCUUGUCCUGCCCCACCCCAGCCUGUCCCAGAGCUGGCUGGAGUUGGGUGUGUGGCCAUGCAGUGAGUCCUGGGAUGAGCUGCUGUAAGCCCUGCUCUCUGCUGGGCUGGUGGUGUGGGAGCCAGGGCUGUUGCUUGGAUGGGUCUCUCUGCUUCUGGAGCUAUUUUCUAUUGUUCCUGCUUUGAUAUUUCUGUGGCUGGAUUUAAUGAUGUAUUUUUGGAGUGAAAAAUAUAUUAAUACCUGAAUGGAAUGUUUGUUUACAGAUUAUUUACUCUUUUUAGUGCAAUAAAGUAAUUUCUA
Molecule: messenger RNA, 4024 nt
Organism: Poecile atricapillus (Black-capped chickadee)
Lineage: Eukaryota; Metazoa; Chordata; Aves; Passeriformes; Paridae
Gene: C2CD4C
Product: C2 calcium dependent domain containing 4C
Exons: 1
Coding region: 407-1669 (420 amino acids)
Source: RefSeq, a predicted model, not a curated record